Messenger RNA from Aspergillus fijiensis CBS 313.89, 925 nucleotides. Its product is annotated as glutathione S-transferase. Bases 14 to 925 code for a protein of 303 amino acids. Lineage: Eukaryota; Fungi; Ascomycota; Eurotiomycetes; Eurotiales; Aspergillaceae. The transcript has 3 exons. The record is from RefSeq and is a predicted model, not a curated record.
CCUCUCAAACAAAAUGUCCGCCAACCGCGGCGCCAAAAUCAUCCUCCACUCCCUCGAACGCUCCCGGUCCCAACGCAUUCUCUGGCUCCUCGAAGAAUUGCGCCUCACCUACGAGAUCCAACCGUACAAACGCGACGCCACGCAGCGCGCCCCGGCCGCCCUGAAGCACCUGCACCCGCUCGGCAAAAGCCCCGUGCUCAGCAUCGCGCCGCCGCCCGCGUCAGCCCACCAACAACCACAACCCCCGCUAAUCCUCGCCGAAUCCGCCGCCAUCAUCGAGUAUCUGGUAGAUCAUUUCCUACCCCCACCGGCUCCGGGUGCGGAUCCGCACCCUCCCCCAAAGUUGACCCUCCCGCCGCGCUGGACCGCCGGCCGCGAGAACCAGCCCGGCGGGGAGACGGCGGCGUGGCUGCGGUACCGGUAUCUGAUGCAUUAUGCGGAGGGGAGUUUGAUGCCGUUGGUUGUGGUACGAAUUUUGAUGGACGGCAAGGAUGGGGGGUCUCGAUCCGCUGACAAUUUGGUGGCUGGGAUGGGGUGGGAUGGGUGUGUAGUGGUCCAAACCGCCCCCGCGCCGUUCUUCGUCAAACCCGUGCUCGGGCUCGUGCCCGCCAUUGUGAACAGGGAGUAUACGCGGCCGAAUCUGGAGACGCAUUUUGGGUUCUUGGAGGCGCAGUUGGAGAGGAUCGCGGGGGUGGGGGCUGCUGCUGCUGCUGCUGCUCCUGCCUACCUGACCGGUACGCGGUUCACCCCAGCAGAUAUCCUCAUGAGUUAUCCGUUGGUGAUUGCGGAGGAGAUCAAGGCAAUUAAUCCCGACCGGUUCCCGCGGCUGCGGGGGUAUGUGAAGGGUUUGAGGGGCAUGGAGGGGUAUCGGAGGGCUGUGCAGGUUUUGGAAGAGGUCGAGGGGCAGGAGUAUAGGCCUUUUUGA